AGAGGACGAGAGGGGGUGGGAGGGAGAGGACGGACAGGGAGGAAAAGUACGAAUCACCAGGACGAAGACUGUGGAAGAUAGAGGAGAAACGGGAAACGGGUCUUGUGUCUUCGUUUCGUUUCUUCGGGAUAUACGUUUACGAAGAGAAGGACGGAGGAACAAGCGACAGCCACGAGCGAGAGGACGAGGAGGAAGCGGGACAUGCUGGAACCACACUGGAGACCCGUCCAGGGACACAUCGGUGAGAAUCCGUUCGACAACGGUUCCUGGGGAAAGGAGCAGUUCCAGCCAUCGACGGUUCCUUGGCAGCUGAAUCCGCGCGGCCACGCUCGUCCCAGUGACGAUGGCAUAAUGGAUCAUGACACAGACGAAGACGGCGCGAUCAACUUGUCAACGUCACAGCGAACCUCCGCCGCCACCACCCCCAGUGGUGACACCCCCUCGUACGGGCAAGAUCAACAAGACAACGACCAGGCUACUUCGCUGUUUGCAGCCCUGAAGCAGCAGCAGCAACAGCAACAACCGCGCGACACUCUUCCUUCGUCGAGGGAUCGGGAGCAGCGUGAUCGUAUGUCGAUUCGUAGCCGUGAGAACAGCCGAAGCAACAAACUAACUGGCGGUAUUACGGAGCAACAACAGGCACAGCAACAGCAGCAGCAACAGGAGUUAACGAUCGAGUAUCAGAGCAAUGGAAAGCUCAGUCCAGCUGGGCACACAGUGACAGCAGCACCCAUGACCCAGGAAAAGCAACCGAUCAUCACGCAGCAAUCGCAACAGCCGAGUUCAGGGGCGCCUGGUCCCCAACCGAGUCCCCAUCAGAGUCCACAAGCCCCUCAGAGGGGUUCACCGUUGAAUCCAUCCCAGGUCCCUCCGCAAGGAGGACCACCAGGGGCACAACUCUCUCAGAAUCCCACUCAGGCGAUGCUCAGCCCGGCUAGUGGCAUCCAUCAGAUGCAACAGCUGCUGCAGCAACACAUACUCAGCCCCACGCAACUGCAGUCGUUCAUGCAGCAACAUUCGCUCUACCUGCAGCAACAACAGCAGCAACACCAUCAAGACUCCGCGUCGGAACAUGCGGCCAAUCAGGAGCGAUUCGGCUACUUCUCGUCCCUCAAAGACCAUCAACACCAGUUCGCGGAACUGGGAAGGAAGAAGCUGGAACAUGCGAUACAGCAACUGCAGGAACAGUUGCAGCUGAAUGUCAUCCAGCAGACGCAUCUUCUACAGACCGCUGAUAAGAAGAAGGCGUCUGCACCCCUCCAGCAAUUGGCGCAUCAACAGCAACGCCUCAUACAGCAGCUACAGAUCACGCAGAGUCAGUAUCUGCUGCAGCAGAGUCUGAGUCUUCAGGGUCACAACCCUUCCCCAGGUCUCCAGCCUGGCGAUGGUCUGCCUAUGUGGAAAUCGGACACACCGGAUGGUCCGGAAUCCCACCAGAACUCGAACGUUCCAAAAUCCGGGGCUGGACUCAAUGGACUUCUCAAUUCGACAGUGUCGAGUCGGCGGUCGGAGAUGAACGGAACCACUCCACUGGACGAGAAACCGCUGGACGUUUCCUCCAACGAUAAGGCUCAUCCCCUGUACGGUCAUGGGGUCUGCAAGUGGCCGGGCUGUGAAGUUAUUUGUGAAGACUAUCAAGCAUUCCUUAAGCACUUGAACACGGAGCACACGCUGGACGACCGAUCGACGGCGCAGGCAAGAGUUCAGAUGCAAGUAGUCUCGCAGCUGGAGAUUCAGUUGCAGAAGGAGCGGGACCGGUUAACCGCCAUGAUGCACCAUCUGCACGUGGCGAAACAAAUGGCUUCCCCUGAACCACCUAAGUCAUCCGAGUCAUCGACGGGCUCGAGUAUAUCAAAGUUAAAUCUCUCCACUGGCCUGAUGAACCAGCCACCACCGAACUUCGGCGUCUCCCAAAUGUCACCAGUCUCGAUGUCCGCGUUGGUUUCGGUGGUCAGGUCGCCGGCAGGUGGACAGCUGCCACCUUCGGCUGGUGGCGCACCCAUGCCACCAAUUCCAAACAUGUCGAACAUGUCUGGGAUGUCACCGUUGCCGAAUAUGCCGGGCAGCAUGCCCAGCAUGGCAGGGCCCAUCAGACGACGUAUCAGUGAUAAAUCCGCGCUAUCCAUAGCAGGAGGACUGUAUGACGAGGGCACUGUAAGGCGCAGAGUAGCCGUCGAUAGAUCUGGAAUAGAUAUUAGCGAAGAGAUUCAACGAAAUAGGGAAUUUUACAAGAACGCCGAAGUCAGACCGCCCUUCACGUAUGCAUCAUUAAUCAGACAGUCGAUCAUCGAGUCGCCGGAGAAACAGUUGACGCUAAACGAGAUCUACAACUGGUUCCAGAACACAUUCUGCUUCUUCCGGCGAAACGCGGCCACGUGGAAGAACGCGAUCCGCACCAAUCUAUCAUUGCACAAGUGUUUUGUGCGCUAUGAGGACGACUUCGGGUCAUUCUGGAUGGUGGACGACGUCGAGUUCGUAAAGCGGCGGCAUCAGUCCCGCGGCCGCCCCAGGAAAUAUGACCCAACCCCAUCACCCACUCCACCCCACCUCUCCGCACAGGGUGUCCCGUCGAAAAGUCCAACCCUGACACACAGCCCGACCAUGUACGGUGACGCAUUGAACGCCAAUCUCCAGUAUUUCCAGGUUGCGCUCGGGGACUCUAACAUGGGAUUUCUAAACAACUCGAUGUGCACGUCGACGACAACGAGUCCCGACAAGGAUCACGUGUUAGCCCAUAACGAUUUAAUGUCACCGUUGGAUGAACCAGCCGUGCACAUAAAGCAGGAGGGCCAGAGCCCGGAGGGUGGUAAGCUGACGAGAUUAAUAAAGCGGGAGUUGGUGGACGCGCCGGCGGAGCAAGAGGGCGAGGAUGAUCAGGUGGACGAGAGGGAGUAUCCUGAGAGUCACGGGCACGAUUCUGGUCAGGACGAGGACAUGGCCGAGGACCUGUCGAUGGCACCUGACAUAAUGACCCCGGAGAAUCAGAUCGAGGCGUAGUAUCGUUCCUUACGUGGCGAAUAGGUUCGAGCUGUCGCGUCGAUGUCCGGUCGUGAGGGAAGAGCGACAAGUAGAAGAAGAAGAAGCUUUUCUUCCUCGUCGACAGAGAGCCAAGACCAGGGAGUUAGUGGCGCGAACACACGAUGGACGAAGAGGGAAUAUAUGUCAGAAGAAGAUGAAGAAGAAGACGAUGAAGAAGACACGAAGAAGACGAUGAAAGGCCCCUAGGACCAUCCAACCCUCCACUCCUCCUUCGUAAGAGAAUCCCCAUUUAUCAUAUCCAAAGCCGUGAUACGUUUUAUCAAGCGGCUUUUAAAGUCAAACAAGUAAUAGAAGAAGAAGAAGCAGAAGAAGAAGAAGAAGAAGAAGAAGAAGAAGAAGAAGAUGAUGAUGAUGAUGAUGAUGAAUAUGAACGAAUAGGAAAAACGUACGCUGUGCGUGAACGAUCGCGACGAAAAUAGGAAAAAAAAAGAAGAUUCGUCGAGCGAGAAUCGACGAAAAUAUCGUGAUAAAACGGCGCGAUCCUUCGAUCCAUAUCCUUACUCAAGCAAUUUGCGAACAACGAUGUUUCUUUUACGUUCUCCAAAGUCCGUUUUGUUUCUUUUUUCGGA
Messenger RNA from Habropoda laboriosa, 3608 nucleotides. It is a transcript of the gene FoxP, whose product is annotated as forkhead box protein P1. Lineage: Eukaryota; Metazoa; Arthropoda; Insecta; Hymenoptera; Apidae. Gene Ontology annotation, cellular component: nucleus. The coding region runs from base 202 to 2997 and encodes 931 amino acids. Gene Ontology annotation, biological process: regulation of transcription by RNA polymerase II. The record is from RefSeq and is a predicted model, not a curated record. Gene Ontology annotation, molecular function: DNA-binding transcription factor activity, RNA polymerase II-specific; RNA polymerase II cis-regulatory region sequence-specific DNA binding. The transcript has 17 exons.